CCCGCCUAGCUUAAGUUUUGCCACAACUCCUCAGGGGGCCCAACUCCAUCCUGGCCGCCCCUUCCUUAAAGAACCUUUCCCUACGGGUCCCCAUCAGGGCCAAUUGACGUUCUUCGAGGAGGCAAAGAGCUCCCGGGACUUGCAGCUCCCGAAGCCCGGCGCAGCCAGGCCGGCGCCUGCGCGGGGCGUUACCAUAGAGAAGCAGGCGCCUCUCUGGUCUUAGGUUUACACUCUCUAUGGUCCAGCCGGGUCGUGGCGGUAAGGGGAAAAAAGGGAGACCGCACUGCGCAGGCGCGCUGGGCUUCUAAAAUUUUUUUUUUUUUUUUUUUUUUUUUAAUCUCCGCACCAAGCGCUUAACCUCAUUGGGGUGGAGGAGAAGGCGGCGGCCGUCUGGUCCGCAGCGGCAACAGGAGCGAAUAAUACGGCUAAUGGACUGCUGAAUUAUGAAGUAUUCCAGACCCAGGAGGAGAGCGUCACUCUGCCACUCACUCCCUUCUCCCCUACUAGUUAUUUAAAUUGGACUUUUAAUAUCCUACCAGCUGCUCUUCAGACACACAUGGUGCAUUGUUGCCAUUCCCCGGAUUGCAUCUUUGAAACACAGGCUCUUAGUAACCUUCGGCAAACAAAGAGGCCACCUCCUGGGGCCGCUUGCUGGGAGGGUGUCACCCCGACUGCCCUCUAGCUUCGGCUGGCUCGGGGUUGGAAUUCCACCAUGGAGCCUCGCAUGGAGGCCUGCCUGGCACAGGUGCUGCAGAAGGAUGUGGGGAAGCGACUGCAGGUUGGCCAAGAAUUGAUAGACUAUUUUUCAGACAAGCAGAAGUCUGCCGACCUUGAGCAUGACCAGACCAUGUUAGACAAACUUGUGGAUGGACUCGCUACCUCUUGGGUGAACUCUAGCAAUUACAAGGUGGUUCUCCUGGGCAUGGACAUCCUGUCCGCGCUGGUCACCCGGCUGCAGGAUCGGUUCAAGGCGCAGAUCGGUACAGUGCUGCCGAGUUUAAUAGACAGACUGGGCGAUGCUAAAGACUCUGUGAGGGAACAAGACCAGGCCCUGCUGCUGAAGAUCAUGGAUCAGGCUGCUAACCCCCAGUACGUGUGGGACCGGAUGCUGGGAGGCUUCAAGCACAAGAACUUCCGCACCCGGGAAGGCACGUGUCUUUGCCUGGUCGCCACACUCAACGUCUCUGGAGCCCAUGCGUUAACACUAAGCAAGAUCGUGCCACAUAUAUGUAACCUUCUCGGAGACCCAAACAGCCAGGUUCGAGAUGCAGCAAUAAACAGCUUAGUGGAAAUUUACAGACAUGUAGGAGAACGUGUGAGGGCAGAUCUCAGUAAGAAAGGAUUGCCACAGUCCCGGUUGAAUGUAAUUUUUACAAAAUUUGAUGAAGUCCAAAAGUCUGGAAACAUGAUACAGUCUGCAAAUGAUAAAAAUUUUGAUGAUGAAGAUUCUGUGGAUGGUAACAGGCCUUCUUCCGCCAGCUCCACGUCGUCCAAAGCUCCAGCAAGCUCACGCAGAAACGUCGGGGUGGGGGCCACCCGCAGGCUUGGCUCGGCCACUCUUGGAUCCAAGUCUUCAGCUGCAAAAGAGGGAGCUGGUGCUGUCGAUGAAGAGGACUUUAUUAAAGCGUUUGAUGAUGUGCCUGUAGUCCAGAUUUAUUCCAGCCGAGACCUUGAGGAGUCCAUAAACAAGAUUAGGGAAAUACUGUCUGACGACAAGCAUGAUUGGGAGCAGAGAGUAAAUGCUCUAAAAAAGAUUAGGUCUUUACUUUUGGCUGGUGCCGCUGAGUAUGAUAACUUCUUCCAGCACCUGCGUCUUUUGGACGGAGCCUUUAAACUCUCCGCUAAGGACCUGCGCUCUCAGGUAGUGCGGGAGGCUUGUAUCACCUUGGGGCAUCUGUCAUCAGUGCUGGGGAAUAAGUUUGACCAUGGAGCUGAAGCCAUUAUGCCAACUAUCUUUAAUUUAAUUCCAAACAGUGCCAAAAUCAUGGCCACCUCUGGUGUUGUAGCUGUUAGGUUAAUCAUUCGGCACACGCACAUCCCUCGGCUGAUACCUGUCAUAACGAGCAACUGUACCUCCAAGUCUGUCGCAGUUAGAAGGCGCUGUUUUGAAUUUUUAGAUUUGCUUUUACAAGAGUGGCAGACGCAUUCGUUGGAACGACACAUAUCAGUAUUAGCCGAGACAAUAAAGAAGGGGAUACAUGACGCCGACUCAGAGGCCCGCAUAGAAGCCAGGAAGUGUUACUGGGGCUUCCACAGUCACUUCAGCAGGGAAGCAGAGCACCUGUACCACACCCUGGAGUCCUCCUACCAGAAGGCCCUGCAGACCCACCUGAAGAGCUCGGACAGCGUGGUGUCACUGCCGCAGUCGGACCGCUCGUCCUCCAGCUCGCAGGAGAGUCUCAAUCGGCCACUCUCUGCCAAGAGAAGUCCUACUGGCAGUACCACCUCCAGAGCGUCCACAGUCAGCACCAAGUCCGUGUCCACCACGGGGUCCCUGCAGCGCUCCCGGAGCGACAUUGACGUGAACGCAGCCGCCAGCGCCAAAUCCAAGGUCUCCUCGACUCCUGGUGCAGCGCCCUUCAGCUCCGCGGCAGCCUUGCCUCCGGGCUCGUACGCGUCCUUAGGUCGGAUCCGCACGCGGCGGCAGAGCUCUGGGAGCGCCACCAACGUUGCCUCCACGCCUUCUGACAGUCGGGGCCGCAGUCGCGCCAAAGUGGUCUCACAGUCCCAGCCUGGCAGCCGAUCAAGUUCCCCAGGGAAAUUGUUGGGAAGUGGUUAUAGUGGCCUUGCUGGGGGUUCCUCAAGAGGCCCACCCGCGACACCCUCUUCAGAAAAACGAAGCAAGAUACCCAGGAGUCAGGGAUGUAGCCGAGAAACAAGUCCAAACCGCAUAGGAUUAGCACGGAGCAGCCGUAUCCCUCGACCCAGCAUGAGUCAGGGGUGCAGCCGCGAUGCCAGCCGUGAGAGCAGCCGCGAUGCCAGCCCCGCUCGGGGCUUCCCUCCGCUCGACCGGUUUGGGCUCGGCCAGGCAGGAAGAAUACCUGGUUCUGUGAAUGCCAUGCGGGUUCUGAGCACUAGUACAGAUCUGGAAGCUGCUGUUGCUGAUGCUUUGCUGUUAGGAGACUCCAGGAGCAAGAAGAAGCCCGUGAGGAGGAGAUACGAGCCGUACGGGAUGUACUCUGACGACGACGCCAACAGCGACGCGUCGAGCGUGUGCUCCGAGCGCUCGUACGGCUCCCGGAACGGGGGCAUCCCCCACUACCUGCGCCAGACCGAGGACGUGGCCGAGGUGCUCAACCACUGCGCCAGCUCCAACUGGUCCGAGAGGAAGGAGGGGCUUCUGGGUCUGCAGAACCUACUGAAGAGCCAAAGAACCCUGAGUCGGGUAGAAUUGAAAAGAUUGUGUGAGAUUUUCACCCGAAUGUUUGCUGACCCUCACAGCAAGGUUUUCAGUAUGUUUUUGGAGACUCUUGUGGAUUUUAUAAUAAUUCAUAAGGAUGACUUGCAAGACUGGCUUUUUGUUCUUCUCACACAAUUACUUAAGAAAAUGGGAGCAGAUUUACUUGGAUCCGUGCAAGCAAAAGUCCAGAAGGCUCUCGAUGUCACAAGGGACUCCUUUCCAUUUGAUCAACAGUUUAACAUUUUGAUGAGAUUUAUUGUGGAUCAAACCCAAACUCCUAAUCUCAAGGUCAAAGUUGCAAUCCUGAAGUACAUUGAGUCUCUUGCUAGGCAGAUGGACCCAACAGAUUUCGUAAACUCUAGUGAGACACGGCUUGCUGUUUCUAGAAUUAUAACCUGGACAACAGAACCAAAGAGUUCAGACGUGAGAAAGGCGGCGCAAGUGGUGCUCAUCUCUCUGUUUGAACUGAACACUCCUGAAUUUACCAUGCUACUUGGUGCCUUGCCAAAAACAUUCCAGGACGGUGCCACCAAACUCCUGCACAACCACCUCAAGAAUUCCAGUAACACCAGUGUGGGCUCUCCAAGCAACACCAUUGGCCGGACUCCCUCCCGACACCCUAGCAGCCGGACCAGCCCCCUGACCUCACCCACCAACUGCUCCCAUGGGGGCCUGUCUCCAAGCAUGCUGGACUAUGACACCGAGAACCUGAACUCUGAGGACAUCUAUAGUUCUUUGCGUGGAGUGACAGAAGCCAUCGAAAAGUUUAGUUUUCGAAGCCAGGAGGAUCUGAAUGAGCCCAUUAAGAGAGACAGCAGGAAGGACUGUGAUGUGUCCCGCGACGGUGGCAUCGCCUCCCCGGCCACUGAGGGCCGGGGUGGCAGCGACGCAGUGGAAGGAGGCCGCACGGCUCUGGACAACAAGACCUCCCUCCUCAACACCCAGCCCCCUCGCGCCUUCCCAGGGCCACGGGCACGGGACUACAGUCCCUACCCCUACUCGGACACCAUCAGCGCCUACGACAAGACAGCCCUGAAGGAGGCCGUGUUCGAUGACGACAUGGAGCAGCUGCGAGAUGUGCCCAUCGACCAUUCGGACCUGGUGGCGGACCUCCUGAAAGAGCUGUCCAACCACAACGAGCGGGUGGAGGAGCGCAAGGGCGCCCUGCUGGAGCUGCUGAAGAUCACGCGCGAGGACAGCCUGGGGGUCUGGGAGGAGCACUUCAAGACCAUCCUGCUGCUGCUGCUGGAGACGCUCGGGGACAAGGACCAUUCCAUCCGAGCACUGGCACUGAGGGUUCUGCGGGAGAUUCUGAGAAACCAGCCAGCGAGGUUUAAAAACUAUGCAGAGCUGACCAUCAUGAAGACGCUGGAAGCCCACAAAGACUCCCACAAGGAGGUGGUGAGGGCUGCCGAGGAGGCCGCGUCCACGCUGGCCAGCUCCAUCCACCCGGAGCAGUGCAUCAAAGUGCUGUGUCCCAUCAUCCAGACGGCCGACUACCCCAUCAACCUGGCUGCCAUCAAGAUGCAGACCAAAGUCGUGGAGAGGAUCGCCAAGGAGUCCUUGCUGCAGCUCCUCGCGGACAUCAUCCCGGGCCUGCUGCAGGGUUACGACAACACCGAGAGCAGCGUGCGUAAGGCCAGUGUGUUUUGCUUAGUGGCGAUUUAUUCCGUAAUCGGAGAAGAGUUGAAACCUCACCUGGCACAGCUCACGGGGAGCAAGAUGAAGCUGCUCAACUUGUACAUAAAGAGGGCGCAGACCACCAACAGCAACAGCAGCUCGUCCUCCGACGUCUCCACGCACAGCUAACGCAGCUCCAGUGCCUCCGUAGCCCCAGGAGCAAUCGGUGGUGCCUCUCGGAGACCUCCCCGUCCCCCAUCAGCUGCCCAGUCAGUACCAGGAGGCCCGCAAAUAUUUAUUACAAUCAGUAUUUUGAUCCCUUCCAGCUUUUGUGUAGAAUCAUACUGGUAUUGAAUGUAAAGGAAGCAAGGCCUGUAUUGCAUCUUCCUACAAAACAAAACAAAAGAAAACAAAACAAAACAGUAAGCAAAGAAGAGCCAUACUUAAACCGUCUUGUCCAGCCUGCUGAGAUCGUAAAACCGUGUGUGUGGGGUGCAGUUUUUAAAAAUCAGAGCUGUCUAGCCAGUAUGUGGUAGAAAGUAGUGUUUCCUCUUCAGUUGAUAACAGAUUGGAGGAGGCUGGGUUAAACUGUGUUUCUCUUUCACCUGGGCUUCCUUCCCUCUGGAUGUGGCCUGUGUGGGCAAAGCCCCGUGCCCUCCACAGCUGACACCGUGGAAGGAUUUGUAUGUUGUGAGUUGUACUUUGAGAACUACUAAGAAUAUGAAUCAAGCCUUGGCAAGAAAUGGGAGAAGAGCCUGAAGAUGGCCUUGUAAACGAACACGUGGUGUUUUGCUCACAAUCUCCAGACUGGAGGCGGACGCCCUCCGCUGUCUCCUUGCAGGACGGGCUCCUGGCCCCUCUGAGCAACCCCAGUGACACCGCCCCUUCCCCAGAGCUGCCACUCGAGAGACUUGUUAAAGUUGAAAUCCAAACACAGAAAUCGAGGUGAAUCGGUCGCCUUGGUUAGCGUGUGCUUGCAGUGACCCUUCGUGCAGUGUCGAAGAUGCCGGAGAAGCGGCUCACGUUACCGCUCAGAUCCCGGGAAACACUACUUAACAGUGCUUCCCCCAUGACUCUGGCCCCUGGUGGUUCAGAUUCAGGGCUGUCCCGUCUCCUCUCCCCAACCCCCUGCGCCUAAGCUGCUCGAGAUGUUCUCAGUCAGUCUGGUCAAUGGCCAUCUCAGUUUUGAAUUCUCUGUUUAAUUUGGGAUUGAGAUCAAAGAAAAAUCUAGAGAGACCAGGUUAUCAGAAUCAUUUUUUUAAAACUUCAUGGACUGGAGUACUUCCUUGAUCUUCUUCUGUUAAAAUAAUCAUGGUUUAAGGCAAAAGUAAUUGUGGUGUGUGGCAAAUCACAGAAAAACAGGAUUUGAAACACAGUUUUAGAGUCUAUUUCCUUUUCUUCACUGAGAAACCUCCCCCUUUAAAAUUUUUUCUUGAGGGUUUCGUUGCUUCCAUUUUAAAAGUAGCUCCAGAUCUGGAGUCUGGUCAACUAAGUUUUGAGUAAAAUUCUUCAAGCCAAAUGAAAAUUCUUAAUGCAGUCAUGAAGACACCUGUCAUCUCUUACCGUUGUAUGUUAGACCUUCUAAAUGGAACUGAUUUUUCCAUAUUUCCUUAUGGAAGUUCAUUCCGUUCUUUUCCCCAUGCCUGUUCUGGUGUGAAUUUGUAAUGCGGUGUCUGCUGCUCUGGUGCAGUCCCUACCCCUGCCAGGCUGUGCGGUUCUCACCCCUGAGCUCCACAGAUCGAAAGACACUGUAGCGAAACACAAUUUGUUUUCACUCAGAAUUUAUUUUAGAUACUUUAUUUGGAAAUAGGCACUGAAAAUGGAGGUCUGGGAGCAGUGAGGCCGGGGUGCCUUCACUGCGUGUGUGUGUGUGUGUGUGUGUGUGUGUGUGUGUGUGUGUGUGUGUGUGUGUAGGGGGUAUCCUGCACGUGUAGGAGGUGCCCCACCGCUGCUGUUGAGGAAACUUCAGGGGUGUGUUUUCAGUGGUCGAACGUUAUUGUCUUCUUUUUGGCUCAGAACAUAGCAGGACCAGGCCUUACUUCCAUGGAUAAAUACCAUCUGUCUGUUCAUCCGUCACUCAUGGGGUUUCUUUCUUACCUUACAAACGAGUCAGAGUGUCUGACGACUGCUCUGAAGCAGAACCUGUGUUCCGGCCGGGUUACUUCCGAGUCCUUCCUGCCGAGCGCGUGUAGAAAAGCCUUUGUCCUUCGACUCGUGGACACCCAGGUUGCUGCAGCCCCUGUCCGUAGCCGGGAACGACCUUGAACACGGCCCCGCGUCCUCCUGGCGCUCACAAAGGGCUAGCCUUGAAUGUCACUUGCCCAUCCUUGAUCUCCUGACCUAGAGGGAGCUACAGCCCCCCCAGGUCUCGGGGCCUCCGAGGAGGAGGAGAUCGCAUGCCGCCACCACCUCAGGGGGCCGCCCCGCUCUGGACCAACAGCUGCAGCUGCCCUGCCUUGCUGCCGCCUCCCCGCAGGCCUCCUAUUUGGAUGAAACAGCAGAACACAAGCGAGCAAAGCACCCGACACCCUGUCUGCCUCCCCUGUUCGCCUGACUGUCCACCGCGGGGGCCAGACCACCCACUCCUGGUUUUCCCCCCACCCCCUGGCCGAGGCCCAGGGGAGGCAGGCGGCCUUCCUAGGGACACAGCAGCCACCGGCCGCCCGCCGCGGCCCCACUAGCUUCUCAGUCUUGCAGGCAAUGCAGCUGCACCUGAUCUGUCUCCUAAAUCUUUUUCUUUCCCUGCUGCCCUUAAUUUAUCAAGCAUAAUAUUACACGUUAAAGAACAGCAAGUAAGAACUUUGUAGAAUCCCAUCAGGACUUUGCUCACGAUGAUAUUUGAAAAUGAAAGCAAUGCUCUGAAAACUAUCCGCCACCAAGAUCGUUUUGUCGGCACUGUUCACACGCAUGGUCCCCACGCCCCCAGGUUGGGUUUUUGGUUUUGGUUUUUGGUUUUUUUGGGCUUUUUCAUGUUACAUCCAUAUCUGUAUUUAUAUCUUAUUUGUUUCACUUUCAAGUGUAUCAUGGCAAAUGUACAGAUUUUCUUUUGUUAAUAAUGUGCUAGGAUUUGCUAAAAAAGAAAACAAGAAAAAAAAACCCUUUUGAGUUUGCUCUAGAAUAAAUGAGACUUAAUUCAG
Hippopotamus amphibius kiboko is the source of this 8157-nucleotide messenger RNA. RefSeq names its product cytoplasmic linker associated protein 1 (gene CLASP1). The record is from RefSeq and is a predicted model, not a curated record. Lineage: Eukaryota; Metazoa; Chordata; Mammalia; Artiodactyla; Hippopotamidae. The transcript has 38 exons. Gene Ontology annotation, cellular component: mitotic spindle; cytoplasmic microtubule; spindle microtubule. Gene Ontology annotation, molecular function: kinetochore binding; microtubule binding. Gene Ontology annotation, biological process: mitotic spindle assembly. Bases 713 to 5209 code for a protein of 1498 amino acids.